CGAGCUCCCUUCCACAGGAUGUGUCGACGAAUGGAACUGCAGGCAACAACACGUCUCACUUGAAGAAGCUGUCGUUUGAUUCAUGGGAUGACGAUGCUGAUGACCAUGAACUACAAGAGGACACGGGGGACUUGUCGUAUUCGUCGCGCAUGGAGGAGUUCAUGGAUGACUCGGAGGGUGAAGUGCAGGGCAGCCGGGGUCAGGAAGACGACGGCGACGAUGACGAUGCAGACGAGGGCUUCGUCUAUGAAGGAGUCGAUGCCGGCGCUUCAGGAAGUGGGGGAUAUCGAGACCGGUUGCGGGACAUACUUGGAUCGGAACAUGCUCCCGAAGAUGACGAGCUCGAUGAGAAGGAGGUCGAGAAAUCGUUAUUACACGACUCGGAAGAUAAGAUCUCAGGUGCUCUGAACGGGCGGGAGAUACCCCAUGUCCAGGUUUCUAGAGACGAUACGCCAUCUACGCCAUCUGUAUCGUCGCCUACGCGCCUGUCGCCGUCAAGAAUGGCAUCCCCAGGGCCCACAGGUGUUCCGGGCACUCCCUCUCGGCAAGUAAGACCGUUUCUGCACCCUACCAUAUCCCGACUGCGCUCGUUCACUCCUCAAGCAUCUCGGAAUCCGUCUACUACAGGGAGUGCUAUAACUCUCCAGUCUUACGGGCACGGUGCUGCGUCACCUGCGCCAUCUCACUUCUCAGCGAUUUCUCGGUCUAGCACACCUUCAACCCUCGACCAGUAUACGGAACGACCAGGGGUCACAAAUCACCAGUCCGAAGCCGACAGACAGGUGUUCAAGUGGACUGUCUUGCAGACUAUCUCGGAUCUGUUAUUCGCCAAAAAGUUAACGCAAAAGGCGGCAGCUGUGCUAGGUUCUCCGUCCCUCGGAUCGCCUACGGUCAUGGCGGCGAACGGAUUGAUUUGCAUAGGCACGGACUCGGGAAGGAUAGUUGUAUUCGAUUUCAAGCAGUCCUUAAAGGCUGUAUGCGGGAAUGAAAGCUCGGCGGCGGCCGUUGGACCUGUCAGUGCGGUAGCGCUGUCUCACGACCAUACUUACGUCGCAGCAGGCCAUGCCUCGGGCCAUAUCCAACUCUACGAUCUGUCAAAGCCGCAAACUGCAGCCCGCUUCGUUGCACCGACUUCAAUCCCUGCUGUCGUCUCCGGGCGCCAAGAAGGGCAUCUCUUGGGGUCUCGCAUCGUGUCAGUGGGCUUUGUGGCUGGCAGACAUACUGCGAUUGUCUCUGCGGAUGAGAGCGGGCUCGCGUUCUUUCACAGUCUAGGAAAGGUACUGUUCGUAGAGGCGAGUGAUAUCCUGAGGAUCCUGGGCAAAUAUCCGGAAGAAGAUCCUGUGACCGAUUUGAGUCCGGAAGCGACCGGUCUUCGUCCGGGACCACUCGCGAAUGGCAAUGGGGCGUUCGGUCAUACAUUUCGACGACGUCGCCUGCGCAAGUCCAACACUAUACUGUCGAUGGCUACAUUGCCUUUGGGUACUGCGCCUCACCCCACCGAUGCCUACCACAUCGUGGCCAUGCUAACCCCCGUGAAACUUGUUAUCGUGGGUCUGAAACCGACGCCUAAAACUUGGUUCCGGCGUCAUCGAGAGGAUCCUGACGAGAAAGGAGUCAGGUCUAAAUGGAAAGGAACGUUGGCGUGGUGGCCUAGCGUGACGCGUGCCGGGGAUGACGGCGCCAAUUCGGGUAAAGGCAGAGCAGGCAGCGCUCUAUUUCCAACCGAUCCGAUCCUGGCGUACUCGUGGGCAGAUACACUGUACUUAUUACGAGUCACUGAGACGAAAGCCUCAUCAAAGUUGAAGAAUCCUCGCAAUGGCAAGACAAAUACAGUGGAAGUCGGCACUGUCACGUUUGCGGAGGUGCGCAGCUGGACGACGGCGAGUAACGCAGACGUGCUUGCUCUGCAGUGGUUGAACGCCAAUCAAAUCAUCGUCGUAACGCCACAUUCACUCGAGGUGCACGAUGUCCGGUCCUCGAAAUUGAUAGAACGGGCAAGUUUUGAUGCGUCACUACUGAUAUCGCCGACCCUGGGUUAUACGGUGAAUGGCAUGGUGCCAUACGCAGACUCCGUCAGCGAUAUCGCCCAUAGUGUGCGGGUAUACAAGGGUAAAGUGUUCCUCCUUGGUCGACAAGACGUAUCUGUCGGGACCCUCUUGACCUGGGCUGACCGGAUACUCCACCUUGUGCAAGAGGGCGACUUCUUAUCUGCCAUCGAAUUAACGAGGACUUACUACACUGGUGAAGCGCCCGGGAAUCGGAAUGGUCUCCCUGAUACACCAGAACAAGUCAAGGAUGUCAUCGGUCAAAAGCUUCGGGAUCUGAUGACUGCUUCGGCUCGUUUUGCGUUCUCCGAGGAGCGGCUGGUCGAAACACAUAUGACGCCCGAUGGGCGUGGUGUCGACCGAACCACCCUUUUCGAAGGCCUCGUGCAGACUUGUGCACGCGCAUGCAAGGCGCUUGAUGAUUUCGACUUCCUGUUCGAGGACCUGUUCCAAUAUUAUGAUGACUGCGGCAUAGCGCGGAUGUUCCUUUUUCAACUGGAAACGUUCGUGCUGAGUGGCGACGUUCGAUACGUACCCCCUCGUAUUACUCAGCGACUUGUCGCCAUGCAUGACGAUGACCAGAGGCCAGACUUAGUAGAGCGUGUCAUAUGGCACAUAGAGCCCGACUGCCUCGACAUCAACCAAGCUGUCCGCUUGUGCAAGACGCACCAGCUCUACGACGCUCUCAUUUACCUGUACACUCGUGCUAUGCGUGACUACGUGGCUCCCGUCGUCGAACUGAUCUCACUUGUGAGGAAGGUCAUGCAAUAUCGCAGAGCAAGGAUGGAGACGUCCUCCCCAUCACAAGAGGCCCAAAUGUCGAUGGACGAUUUAGAUAUUGAGCCGAUCAUUCUCAAUGCCUACAAGAUCUAUCCAUACCUCGGGGAUGUCUUGUCUGGACUCACGUACCCGAGCGAGGAACCUCUGCCCGAAGACGAAGCUCUGUCAGCAAAGAAUGAUGUUUAUUCGUUCUUGUUCUUCGGCCGAUCCAGCGUCUGGCCUUCCGGCGAAGGUGGAAAACUCGUCCUCACUGCGGAGGAAGAUGGAGGCGUGGAACCGACGUAUCCCUAUCUUCGUCUGUUGCUGCGAUUUGACUCCGAAGCAUUUCUGCACUCUCUGGACCUAGCAUUCGAGGACUCAUACCUGAAUGACGAAACAGAAGGUAUAAGCAGGAUGAUCAUAAUCAACAUCCUCUUGGAAGUCUUGUCAUCUCCUGGGCUUUCGCGGACUGACAUCACGUUUGUCAACAUAUUUGUUGCUCGGAAUAUUCCGAAGUAUCCUCAGUACAUUCUCAAGUACACAUCCCCAAGUGUCAUGCAGAGCGUAUUGGUUGGCCUCGCUGAAGAUCCAGAUGAGAGCACCCGUGAAGACCGUCAGUUGGCCGCGGAGUAUUUGCUGUCUGCUUAUACUCCGCACGAUAGCAACGCUAUUCUCGAUCUAUUCCAGAAGGCCGGGUUCUAUCGUAUCCUCAGGUCUUGGCAUCGACACGAAGAACAAUGGGCUCCUUUGUUCCUGGCAUAUCUCAACGACCCUGAGCUGGACAGUCAUGAACUCUUUGAGGGCAUACGGGACGUUAUGGCGAACGCUCAGCGAAGAAAUGCAGGAUCGGUUCCUCUGGAUUUACUUGCCGUUGUCUCUGAUGCCAUCCCUCGCCUUCUACAGCUCAGCAUUGCCCGCACAGCUUCUGUGAUCGAUAUCUAUGUGCCUGACCUCCACGCAGAUGCAGCGGAUGCAAUGUCUACUGAGGAUCAAGAAUAUGCUUGCUUCCUGUAUUUGCGCCACUUGCUUGGACGGCCAACGGGUGAAGAUCACCAGACCAAGUGGCGAGGCGCACCGUCAUCACAUGUACCGCCUUCGUUACGGCAACGCUACAUCGAACUGCAUUGCCAGUAUGACCCUGCCAACGUCAUAGACUCCUUACAGUAUCUUCCGGCAGGCUACGUUGACCCAGCAGAUGUCGUGCGGACCUGCGAGAAAAAUCAAGUCUAUGAUGCAGCAGUAUGGGCAGCCAGCAUGGAAGGGGAGGCGGCAUCGUCUUUGUCGAAGGUUCAAUCUUUCGAGACCAAACUCGCGAGUCAGAUAAACAGUCUAUUGACUACAAGAGAAGGCGAAAGCACAUCUCUUGAAGAGCUGGAGAAACUGAUUACUGCUCUCCAGUCUAUUGGUCGAGCUGGCAUCGCAGUCUGCACGGCCUACGCAGGGCAGAACUCGGGAGAGAAAGCUUCUCUUGAAGAUGUCUGGUUUCAGCUGCUACGCAGUCAGAUUGACUGCGUACAGAAUGUGUCCUCCUGCUGCACUGCGCAGGGAAACGAUGUGUCAGGGACAGGGGGACGGAUUUUGUCCUCCUUACGUUCUCUAGUCCAGGAGACGUUCACAGCAUUGAUGGCCGCCAGUUCCACGACUGAUGUGUCAUUCCCUCGGUUGUUCAAACGUCUGGUCGAUUCUUCCACCGGAGCAAAGAGAAUGAAGGGUAUUCCAUACACAGAGUUCAGAGCAAUACUCACCGGGAUGCUGGAAUCGUACCGAAGCGAUGGAGACAUGCUAUUGAUAACGAAACACCUAAUCGACAGAGAUGUUUUUGAGACCACCGAGGAGCUAGUCCGUGAACGACUAAAAGGUUGGUCCCCAGAAAAGGGUAUUUGUCGAGGGUGUCGUAAGGCGCUUUCGGGUGACAAGAAUCAGCCUCAGAUGGUUCAACAGGGAGAGCAGGAGAGUAUUUUAGUUUCACGGACAGGAGCCAUAUACCAUAGUAGAUGCCAUCCUUCCGACUCUAUUACGAUAACUGUAUAG
Molecule: messenger RNA, 4835 nt
Organism: Gloeophyllum trabeum ATCC 11539
Lineage: Eukaryota; Fungi; Basidiomycota; Agaricomycetes; Gloeophyllales; Gloeophyllaceae
Exons: 5
Coding region: 150-4835 (1561 amino acids)
Biological process (GO): protein targeting to vacuole; endosomal vesicle fusion
Cellular component (GO): HOPS complex; late endosome
Molecular function (GO): protein binding
Source: RefSeq, a predicted model, not a curated record